Messenger RNA from Periophthalmus magnuspinnatus, 632 nucleotides. It is a transcript of the gene fabp7a, whose product is annotated as fatty acid binding protein 7, brain, a. The transcript is spliced from 4 exons. Gene Ontology annotation, molecular function: fatty acid binding. Lineage: Eukaryota; Metazoa; Chordata; Actinopteri; Gobiiformes; Gobiidae. Gene Ontology annotation, cellular component: cytosol; nucleus. Gene Ontology annotation, biological process: fatty acid transport. The record is from RefSeq and is a predicted model, not a curated record. The coding region runs from base 76 to 471 and encodes 131 amino acids.
CUCCGCUCGGCUCUGUCUGGACCGCAACCCGACACAUCUUUACCCCAUAAAUCAAACACUUUUUCCUGCACAAAAAUGGAGGCUUUCUGCGCCACCUGGAAACUGAUCGACAGCCAAAACUUUGACGAAUAUAUGAAGGCACUUGGGGUGGGCUUUGCAACCAGGCAAGUGGGCAACGUGACCAAGCCCACGGUGGUGAUCAGCCAGGAUGGAGACAAAGUGGUAGUGAAGACCCUCAGCACCUUCAGAAACACUGAGCUGUCGGCUAAACUGGGAGAGGAGUUUGACGAGACUACCCCCGACGACCGCCAUGUUAAAUCUACUUUCACGUUGGAAGGAGACAAGUUUGUGCAGGUCCAGAAGUGGGAUGGCAAAGAGACCAGAUUUGUCAGAGAACUCAAAGAUGGCAAGAUGGUUAUGACUUUAAGUUUCGAGGGGGUCCAGGCGGUGCGCACAUAUGAGAAAGCAUAACUAUCUGUAACUGCAUCUGAUUUUAAUGUAAGGUCUAAAACUGUUUUGGAAAACCUUUUGUAAACAAUUUUUUAACCCGUUCAAGUUGACAACUAAACAGUUUCAAUCUUUGCAUUGUUGUUGUUAUAAAGAACAGCUAAUAAAAGUCAAAUUUUUCCAAA